Molecule: messenger RNA, 540 nt
Organism: Arvicanthis niloticus (Nile rat)
Lineage: Eukaryota; Metazoa; Chordata; Mammalia; Rodentia; Muridae
Source: RefSeq, a predicted model, not a curated record
AUGGAACAGUGGGAUUUCUCUGAAGAAGAGGACCCCAUGGUUCCCAACCUAACACCUCUUGGGAGUCCUGCAUGCCAGGUUAAGGACCUUUUAAAAUAUUCUAAAUUUUGGACUUUUAAUCCCAAAUCCUGGUUGUAUUAUGUUGAACUCUUAAAACAAGUCAAAAUGAUCCAGUCUAUAUAUUUCAAGAGUCAAAAACUCUCCCAUUGUGUCCCCAAACUGGAACCAAUUCUUGAAUUGCCUCCUCUGGCCUCUUGUAGAGUCUCACUUGUUCAAAGGCACCUUAAAAGUCCCAGCCAGCUCUCUAGAGAUCAUACUACUUUUAAGUUUGCCAUCAAACAACUAAGCUGAACACUGAGUAAAGCCAUUCCCAAACAUGAAUUUCUAAAUCAUUGCCCUGACUCUUACGUUUCCUCUUGUUGCUGUGACUGCUUGACAAAUGUUGUUAAGGACACAGCCUACCCUGAACUUUUUGACACUACUUUUUCCUGCACUGAUUGCUAGAAGGCAGUUAUCAAACUCCUAAAUAGUUCCCUAUAA